AUGCUCAUGGCAGCAUACUGGAUUUGGUGGUCUCGUCGACGGAAUUUCCUGAAUUCUCAUGGACUUCACGGAGUAUAUUCUGACCAUUCCUUGAUUCAGAUAAGUUCUCCGAUGAUGUUCAGUUUUCCAGUCGGGGUGAAGAAAAUUGUUCGAUCAUGGAAUCAAGUUGAUUACAAAAAAUUCAUUUCAUUGAUAUUAAACUCGCCAAUUUGUGGACCAUUUGAAUCAAACGAUCCUGAAUACUUGCUUAAUUUAUUUGAAAGGGAGAUUGGAAUCAUUACGGAUACUGUUGCACCCAAACACAUUGUCACAUUUAAAGAUAUUUCAACCUCACCUUAG
Molecule: messenger RNA, 339 nt
Organism: Helobdella robusta
Lineage: Eukaryota; Metazoa; Annelida; Clitellata; Rhynchobdellida; Glossiphoniidae
Exons: 1
Coding region: 1-339 (112 amino acids)
Source: RefSeq, a predicted model, not a curated record